Messenger RNA from Aphanomyces invadans, 4632 nucleotides. RefSeq lists its product as hypothetical. Gene Ontology annotation, molecular function: protein binding. The transcript is spliced from 9 exons. The record is from RefSeq and is a predicted model, not a curated record. Bases 32 to 2446 code for a protein of 804 amino acids. Lineage: Eukaryota; Oomycota; Saprolegniomycetes; Saprolegniales; Verrucalvaceae.
CGAAACGCCGUGAACGCGUCGACGACGUGCCAUGCAGGCGGCGGACGAGCCCUUUGCGUACGACGACCUGGCGACGUCGUCGGACGAAGCCGUGCAAAAAGCGCUUCAUGCAGUCCUUUUGAAGAGGAAACAGUACCAGGCGAAGGCCGCCAAGCAGCAUCAAAAGGAACUCGACAUCCAAGCGCGAAGCGUCGAGCGCGCCGUGUCCAUGGCCAACAUCGGCGCGCUCAACGAGGCCACUGGAAAAAAUGCUCCAGAUCUGCGGUCAGAGACGUCGGCACCCAUCGCGACAACGCCGACCCUGAAAUCGUUUCAAGAUUUCUAUCCGCAUCCGACCCCCAUUCGUACCAACAUGGCCCAUCAAGCCAUCGAUAGCGCUCCCAAUGCUGCCGCUACGACUUCUUCCACUUCCCCCGCCGUUGUCAAGCCACCACCAAAUACCCCAGUGCCGGCGCUAGCCACAAAUACCCUACUUCCACCAACUCCCAACGUCGGCGCAGCAACGUUUGUCGGGCUCGUGGUCGUGACAACCGCAUUCAAACACACGCCUCCCCUUCCUGACGGCAUUCGCGCCGCCGCGACGACCCUUCACACAGUGCUCUGUGAUCCUGCCCUCGGCGGCUUCCUCAACCAAGCGUGCAAAUUGCUCGUGAAUCCGUCGUUGAUUGAAUUCCAAUCUGAGCUCGCAACGUUCGAGACAGCCGUGGACGUGCAGUCCACCUUCUUCUUGAUCAUUGUCACACAUGGAGUGCGCGUGGUGAAAGAGCCGCAUGUGGGCAGCUACCUCCUCUUUUCCGAGUCUCGCGUGUCGUCGGUGGACGAGCUCGUCGUGACGUCGCUCCACGAGCAUCAGCUUGCAAGCGCCAUCGAUCGCAUUCCAUCGCAGCGAAAAUUACUCGCUUUCGACGUCUGCCACGUGCAAAACGUCCUUGCCGUGACCAAGGACGACGCGCCCCCCGCCGCGAUCAAAGGUCGCAUCCACGAAGACUUUGCCCGCAAACUGUUGACGCGACUGCGCGACCUUCAAACCCAACGCGACGUGGCCGACGCGAAAGCCAACCACCUUCCCAUCAAGUCCCUUCCCGCCAUGCACCUGCCCGUGUUUGUUCUCGAGGCAUGCCACGCGCGGAGUCAGGUCGCAGUCCAAGUCGAUGCUGAGCGCCAGAAUGCGUUCUUUCUGCGCAGAUUCAUCGACGCUUUCCGCGGCGCGGCCGCGUCGCCUGGCCGUCGCGACCAGUUUAAGAACUGGAUCGAAGACGAUGCCAAGUUUCCCUACUUGCACGCGCGGGAUGUCGUGCAGUAUGUGACCGCCGCCGUCGAGUUUGACGCUUACGUGGCGUCGGCGCGAGCCAAGAAAGCCAUCGAGGCCAAGGACCUCCUCACCGUCCAAUUCGACGAGGCUGCAUCCGUGAGGGAAAUAAAUCAAACCCCCCAACUCCAUUGCGACGCCCCGGACCUCGACUUCUGUCUGGGCAAAGUUCCACGCCCACCCCAGCACUCGCCAACUCCGCCAACACUCGCCACGGCCUCCAUGACGUCGCUGCAAGUGGAAUGGACCAUGCCGCUCGAUGAAAGGACGCCUGUGUUAGGCUUUCAACUCGAGCGCAGAGGGGCGGGCCCUGCCUGCGUGGCGUGGAACCUGGUCGCCACGAGGCUCAUCCACACCUAUGAGGAAGUCGUGCGCAAUCGCGCCACUCCCGCGACUACAAUGACAGCCGUCGGCCUCCCUGCCGACACGGCAUUUUGCUUUCGAGUUCGCGCGCGAAAUGCUGGGGGGUGGGGACCGUUUAGCUCUCCCAGUCUACCGGUGCGAACGUUGGCCGUGUCAAGGUCGAUCGGGUAUUCCGCGGACGUGCUAACCAAGCGAUGCCCACAAGAUAUCGUCGAGUGGAUGAUAAGGUAUCGCACGUUUGGUCAAGUGCAGCAGGUGGGGAGCGAGGCUCUGGCCCAGUGGGCCACCGCCGCCUUCAAAGGCCGAGCUGCAUCCGAGCCAAAGGAGGCAAUCGGCGGCAUCGUCGAUGUCGCCCUGAACGCAAUGAAGACGUUCACAGAGGACGUGAAGAUUCAAGCAGCGGCGGCACACCUGCUCGGCGCGGCAGCUCACCUUGACAUCAAGGGGUGGACGCCCGCGCAAAAAGCCGGCGCGAAGAUCGUCCUCGACAACGUACUGUCCAAGUUUGCGACAUUUCCAUCUGCCCAUGCAACAGGGCAGUGGGCGCUCCGCGCCAUCACGUCACCGCCGCAGCGCCGCAAACUUGGACUGAACGAAGCCGCGAUGAAGAUCCAAGGCAUGUACCGGCGGCGGCAGGCGCGGCAACUCAUGGCGACCCUGGCUCGUGCCCUCUUUCCCCAACUUGUCGAUCCAGCCACAGGACUUGCGUACUACUACGACACGAGAACUGGCGCGGCGACGUGGACGCCGCCGACGCGCUUCCUUCUUUCAUGACAGCUAGCUAUCAUGCAGUUCUAUUCACAACAUCCCCCGACUUUCAUUCGUUCCAUGGUCGUCGAAAGAGCCUUCCGCUGGCAAUUUUGACUCCCCAGAGCACACCGCUGGCCAUGACAGCACACACGCGUGUUUAAAUUAGUUGUCGACAUGUAGUGUGGUGGUCCGCCCAGACGAAAGCUAGCGCCGCCUCGCCUUCGCGCGCUGUUGGCUUCGCUUGAUGUGCUCGGCCUUUUUACGGGCGCGAAUGCGCUCCUCGCGCUUGGCGGCAUUCGCCUUUUGCUCGGAUGUUUUUUGCUUGACCACGACCUUCUUCUGAAACUUCUUGUCUUUCUUGGGCAUCCCCGCGUCGUCGCCGUCCGAGAGAUCGCCGAGGGCCGCUUCGUACUCUUCCUUGGUGAGCUUCCCGCGCUUAAACUUCUUAAACAGAUGCUCCUCCUUCUCAAGUUCUUCCCACUCUUCUACAAUCUGCUGGUGCAUCCCCUUUUUCUUUUCCCGGCGGCGGGGGCCGUCCUCGACGGCGGCCAGCUUGCGCUUUUUGUCCGCCUGCUUUUUCUCAAACCGGUCGAGCUUCUCCGCCUUGUGCUCGGCGGCGAUCUCGAGCAGCUUUUUCUGUCGUUGCUUUUCGCGGGCCUUGUCCUUGUACGGAAUGUCGACGACCUUGACGCCGGACGGUGUGAAUGCGACGUUGUCGAGGCACCGCAGCUCGUUGAUUUUCGGCAAUUGGAAGAGCGCAAACCCUGUUGCGACUUUGGCCAAGUUCAAGUCUUUGAAGCGAAAGAUAAACUGGCACUGGUGCUCUUUGUACGACCGGACAAACGAAAUAAACGCUUUCGUGCCCUUUUCGACCACGUCGCGGUCGGUCAGCUGCAGCGCCUUGACUUGCUCCAGGACGGCCACUGCAUCCUCCGCGGACGCAGUCACGUUCAUUUCCUCGAGAGGCACCUUGCGGAUGCUCAAAAAAUUCACAUACGCGUCCUCGUUCGGCGAGAGAAACGUGAGUGCCGAUCCGGACCGCCCCGCCCGCGCUGUCCGGCCCACGCGAUGAACAAAAAAGUUGGGGUCCUGCGGCGGAUCAAACUGGAUGAUCCAGUCCACGUCGGGCAAGUCGAUCCCGCGCGCGACAACGUCCGUGCACACGAGGAGGCCGGACGUCGCCUGGACAAACUCGUCGUAGUGGGCAAUGCGUUUCUUCGGCUGCAUCUUGCCAUGGAGCGUCACCACACUCACGUCAGGAACUUCUGCCUUUGUGAGAUGCGCCAGGACCGCUCCGAAAAAGUCCACCGAUGCACACGUUGAGAAAAACACAAUGUGCUUCUCGGUCGGUUUGGAUUGGACGAAUCGGAGCAACGUCGCCAGCUUGGCGUCGUACUCGACGGCCGUGUAAAAGUUGGUGAGCGUCGACGGCGUCUUGGUGUUGGAUGCGAGCUGCACGGACACUGUCGCGGGGUUGCGAAGGCCCGCACGAGCCAGCGCUUUGACUUCCUGCGUCUGCGUCGCUGAAAACAGUCCCGUGCGCCGCUGCUUGGGCAGUUUUGACAAGAUGUUGUUGAUGCUGACGUCGAAACCCAUGUCCAGCAACGUGUCUGCUUCGUCCAAAAUGAGCACUUCAAACUCCUUCGUGUCGAGAAUCGCCAGCUCCGCCACUCGAUUCAACAUGUCCUCGAUACGACCUGGUGUGCCGACGAUGACGCUCACAUGACCUUUCGCCGCGCGAAUCGCAGCCAUGUCUUCUUCGACGGACGUCCCGCCCACAAACAAGAGCACGUGGACGUCGGGCAGCACGCGGCUGAAAAAGUACACCGCUUGGUCGUAGAUCUGACGCGCCAACUCACGCGUGGGCGACAGCACCAUCGCCAUGAGUUGACUGUAUUUCUUCGUGGACAAGACGUUGGCAACGUCGUCGUCCUGGGUUGCAAGGAGCCGGCGACGCAACAUCUCAACGGUUGGCAACACAAAUGCAAGCGUCUUCCCACUGCCCGUGGAGGCAUCCACAGCCACAUCUUUGUUGGUGAGGAAGAGAGGAAUCGUCGCAGACUGGACUGGCGUCAUCUCCGUGAAACCAAGCUCAUGGAUGCCGGUCAGGACUUCCGCGCACAGCGGCGGGGUGCACUCGGAGAACUUCAUCGCAAGAUGCGGCACCAACCAAAGCUGCAAUUUGCACUAGCCAAUCAGCGUAAACCACC